This is a messenger RNA of Spirometra erinaceieuropaei, 210 nucleotides long. The record is from the annotation of a GenBank genome assembly. Lineage: Eukaryota; Metazoa; Platyhelminthes; Cestoda; Diphyllobothriidea; Diphyllobothriidae.
AUGCUGAUGGACGCCUAUCGUCACCGACGCCCCGGGAUCCGCGUCGCCCAUAGGACGGAUGGCCAACUCCUCAAUCAGCGGCGGGUGCACUUCCAGUCACGUGUACGAGCAACUUCCGUCUAUGAACUUCUCUUCGCCGACGGCUGCACUAUCAACGCCACCUCGGAAGGAGACAUGCAACGGGGUGUGGGUCUCCGCCGCCGCCUGUGA